UGACGGCGGUGGAUUUGAUCCAGGAAUGAUCGUGGGGACGGAGACCAUGCUCCGGGGGAACGAGUCGUCAUGGAAGCUGGAGACACAGUGUGUUGAGAAAUUGCUACAUCGGUUGAAGGACGAGAAGAACCUCAUAAUCACAGAGGUUGUGCAUGAUGAUUGUGGCGCGGUUGACGUCAUAUUGCGGCGAAUGAACAUUGACUCACAAAAGUGUAUAUGGCAUAAGGUGAAGACUUUGGUCAAACGCUUGCGAGAGGCUGUGCAAGGCACGAAGACUGUCAAACCAACUGCAGUCGGGGCUUGCGAGCAUGUGCGCGAGGUGAAGUGUUUCACAAAGAAGGAGCUCGAACUUUGGCUCGAAUCGAAAUGUGUACACGUGGCAGGGGUGUCCACGAGAAAAAAAGAUGAACUCGCUGAGAUUGUUUGGGGCGUGCUCUUCCCCGACGAAGCAGGGAAAGUGUUGCCUGAUGAUGUCGUCGAGAUCGACGCGUUGCAAACACUGCAUUACAAUGCAGCGGAGGAGGCGAAGGAGUGGUUGUACGGUGCUUGCAGGCUGCGCGAGCAUGCAAAGGAUGACGAUGGUGAUGUGUUGGCCACGCAUGUGCAACACCUCGCCAAUCAUUGGGCUGGGGAUCACUCCUGUUGCGAUAUAGAGUUGUCCAACCUGUGCAAAGCGGCUGGGGGUCCGGACAAGGAUCCAUUGUACGAGGCGGGUGGGCGUGUUCAUUUCGCCGUCGCGCGCUGUCUUGAACAGUUCGCUUCGAAUACGACGAUGGCGUACUACACACGUGCGAGGAUGACCUUCAACAACGAGUGCUUCCACUCUGUGAUCAACAAGUACGCAACGAAACGCUUGAACUUCCUCAAGUCGUAUGAGGCGCGGGUGUGUUGCACCGCUUUGGAGUGGAACAAAAACAAACGAAUCAGGCGAUUGUGCACAGUCUUCCGCAAACCGACAAACGUAACCCAUCGACGUCGUUCCACACGACAGCAUAUAUACGCCGCACGGGAUACGUCGUGGCGCUUCGACAUUGCAACAACAGUUUUUGGCCGCCCUCGGGUCGGAGAUUGGGCACGUAACAUGUUGCGGCAAUCGGACGUCGACGACCCAAUUAUUGAGCAUUAUGAUGAGGAAGUCGAUUAUGGACUCCCUGAUGUCGUUGAGAGUGCGGUGGAGGGUGUUGUGGAUGAAGGUGACAAUGUUUUCGUUGAGGCGGGAAGCGAAAGUGCUUCAGAUGACAUAAAGUCGUCUUCCGACUCCGACACCGAUGAUGCCGUUCACCGCCUCGACUUUGACGACGCCGUUCUUUCGCAGGAGGUGUCCGUUGCGCAGGAGUGAUAGUGUCACGUACUACAUCGAUGCCCAUUGUCGUCGUCAUAAUCAUUAGAAUGUUAUGUCCUCGAUUUGAAAUGGUUGUGAGAACUGGUUGUGAGAACAGGUUGUGAGAACUGGUUGUAAUUUUGAACUGGUUGUGAUAAUUGGUUGUUCGAACUGGUUGUGAGAACUGGUUGUAAUUUUGAACUGGUUGUGAUAACUGGUUGUUCGAACUGGUUGUAAUUUUUGAACUGGUUGUGAGAGCUGUUUUUCAUGUAUACUAAUUGUAUAUAUGUUUUGUGUACACUUUAUGAUAACCGGUUCUGAAUAUAUAUAUAUAUAUAGAUAAAUAGAUAGAUAGAUAGAUAGAUAGAUAGAGAGAGAGAGAAAAAAAAAAUAAAAAUAAAAAUCAUAUGUAGAUAUGUGUCCAUGUGGCAAAAUUGAUAAAUACAAAACAAUACG
Messenger RNA from Chara braunii, 1777 nucleotides. The record is from the annotation of a GenBank genome assembly. NCBI's taxonomy places the organism in Eukaryota, Viridiplantae, Streptophyta, Charophyceae, Charales, Characeae.